UUGCGAGGAAGCUGCCGCACGCGGAGGUGAGCGGGAGGGUGGUCAUGGCGGGGGAGUUUCCCGUGAUCGGUCACGAGAUGGUGAUCGAGGGGAAGGGGAACGCGACGCUCGACGCGGCGGAAUGGGAGUUCCGCCCGUUCGUGGUGCGCGGCAGGGGGGCCAAGCUGACGCUGAAGAACCUGCAGCUGUACAAGGGACAGGCGCCGCUGAAGAGCUCCAGGGCGGCCAAGCGGUUCCCGCCGCUGGCCGACGGAGGAUCGGUGCUGGUCUACGACGGGGCGUCGCUGGAGAUGCACAACGUCUUCGUCAACCAUAGCAAGUCGUGGAGGGGAGCCGCCAUAGCCGCGUACGGGGCGAGCAAGGUGACCGUCGUGGGCUGCCGCUUCCUGAACAACUACGCUUGGUAUGCCGGGGGGGGCAUCUACCUGGCCGAGGGGUCCAACGCCUCCGUCUUCAACUGCAGCUUCGAGAGGAACAAAGGAUCCGAGGAGGGAGGCGCCAUAGCCGUCACGGGAGGAUCGUACCUGCGGUCGGAGAGGACGACGUACAGAAGGAACACCGGGAAGAGGGAGGGAGGGGCCGGCAUCAUGGUGGAGCACCCCGGAAGUGUGGUCAUCUCCAUCGACGACCUGUUCUUCGAGAACAAGGGCGUGCUUCCCUCGGCAGUUGGGGGGGCCAUUCUGGUCAGAGACAACGGCACGCUCUUCGUGUCAGGAAGCAGAUUCGUCCGGAACAGGGCGCGGGGAGGAAAGGGCAACACCAUCUUCGUCGAAGAAGGCGGCAUCAUCGGACGGCUGACGAACGGCCCGACAGAGAAGGACGUCGAAUGGCCAUCGAACCAGCCGAAGCCAGACAUGCCAAUGGGGAUGACCACAGAGACGGAGAACAAUGCGAUGGCGACGGAGGCGAUGGCGACGGAGAUGGAAACGAUGGAGAAGAAGGCGAUGGCCAUGGAGUCGACGACGACCAUCGGGUCGCAGUCGUUGCCGCCUCCGCCGCUUCUUACUGGAAGAAAGUUACGUUGGUCCCUGGACAUGAAGGCGAAAGAGUCGGCGAACGAACCGGCAAAGGAGCUGACGGUGGACAAGGGGGCAAAGUUAAUGAUGACCCCUGAUAGCCAACCCUUGCCCCCUCUUCCGGGCCUUCCGUGAAGGAAUCCCAGAUCGCAAGGGAGGCGAUGGCGAAGGUGGCCACGGCGAUGCGAAGGAUAGCCAGAAAGGCGAUGGCCAUGGGAAGAAGGGAGCGAGGAAGGGAGGGAGGGAGGGAGGGAAGGAGUCAUCAAGACAGAGGAUGAAAUUGAAAAGCAGAGGGACAACCAAAGAGCAGGAUGAGUGGGACAACAAUGAUCAUCGCUCAUCUCCCUUUCGUGGCGUAACGGGUGUUAAAAAUUUGCUGAUGGCAACGACCUUGCUGGGGAGGGAAGGAGGACAGGACUCGAGGAUCUGCGGCGCGCGAGGAGAGCAAAAUGGGAGAAAUCCAGAGAAGGGUGUGUUGUAUUCGAGGGAUCAAUGAAGUAGAUUGAAAACU
This is a messenger RNA of Chara braunii, 1527 nucleotides long. NCBI's taxonomy places the organism in Eukaryota, Viridiplantae, Streptophyta, Charophyceae, Charales, Characeae. The record is from the annotation of a GenBank genome assembly.